UAAAACCUCCCGCAUCGGCACCUCCUCUCUCAAAACCCCUGAAAUCUCUCGCACCGGCACCGGCACCGGCGGCACCUCCUCUACUCCGUGGAAACCCUGGUCUCGCUGUCGCUCACGAGUCCAGUAAAGAAGCGGAAUAAAAACUCACUGAUUUGAAGAAGAAGAAGAAGCAGAAACGAAUCUAUCUUAUAUCAGAAAAAGAUGAAGUCUUUGCAACGAAAUGGUUCUACUUCCAAUGAUGCAACAGAAGAGAAGAAGAAGAAGAAGAAGAAUAAGAACCAAAGAAAGAAAUCUCCGUCGGAAGACAGCGAAGCAACAGAGCCACCCACCCCUUCCUUUGACGAGGAUCCUGUUGAGGAUGACGAGGGUAAAGGUUCGUUAGAGGAUAGAUUUAUUCAGGAUGCCUCAGAUGAGGAUGAUGAAGUAUAUCAGAGUGCAGAGGAGAGUGAAUCCUCAGGAGACGAGGGGUUAGAUAGCAAUGACAAAGCUGGGGAUGUGCAUAAGGAUUAUGGCCAGGAAGAUCAAGAUGAAGAUACUGAAGAGCAUCGGGGAGUUGAAGAGAGUGACUCCUCAGAAGAUGAGGUAGCUCCACGAAAUACCAUUGGAGAUGUACCACUGAAGUGGUAUGAGGAUGAGGAGCACAUUGGGUAUGACAUUACAGGGAAGAAGAUAAAGAAGCAGGCGAGAAAGGAUAAGUUGGAUUCCUUUCUAGCAGGGGUUGAUGAUGCUAAAAAUUGGCGAAAGAUUUAUGAUGAGUACAAUGAUGAGGAGGUGGAGCUUACAAAACAGGAGACUAAAAUGAUCCGUAGGUUGCUGAAAGGAAGGACACCUCAUGCUGGUGUCGAUCCAUAUCCGCCGUAUGUUGAUUGGUUUGCGUGGGAUGAGAAGAAUCACCCGCUGUCAAAUGCGCCUGAGCCAAAGAGACGAUUUAUUCCCUCUAAAUGGGAACAUAAAAAAGUUGUUGAGUAUGUCCGAGCAAUUCGGAAGGGGUUAAUAAAAUUCGACAAACCAAAGGAGGAGCCAAGCUUUUAUCUAUUGUGGGGAGAUGAUUCCAGCUCAACUGAUAAAUCACAUGGAUUGAGCUAUAUUCCUGCUCCAAAACCAAAAUUGGCAGGCCAUGAAGAGUCAUACAACCCUUCCAUAGAAUAUAUUCCUACACAGGAGGAGAUCAAUUCUUAUCAGUUGAUGUAUGAGGAAGAUCGCCCAAAGUUUAUUCCAAAAAGGUUUGAGUCUCUUCGAGGUGUUCCGGCAUAUGAGAAUGCUCUAAAGGAAGGUUUUGAUCGAUGUUUGGAUUUGUAUUUAUGCCCCAGAACUCGGAAGAAACGUAUUAACAUAGAUCCUGAGUCCCUGAAGCCCAAGCUACCGAGUCGGAAAGAUCUAAAGCCCUACCCAUUGACUUGUUAUCUUGAGUAUAGAGGUCACAGUGGUGCUGUUCUGUCAAUUUCAGUUGAAUCCUCAGGUCAAUGGAUUGCUUCUGGUUCGAUGGAUGGAACUGUUCGAAUUUGGGAGGUUGAAACUGGCCGAUGCCUUAGAGUCUGGGAGGUCAAUGAAGCUGUCCAGCAUGUAGCAUGGAAUCCUUUGCCCGAGCUUCCUAUAUUGGCUGUUUGUGUUGGGCAAGAUAUGCUUCUUUUGAACACAGGACUUGGAAGUGCAGAAGAACAGCAAAAAAUUAAAGAACUGCUGCAUGUUGAGGCUUCUCCAGUACCAGAUGACUCUGGUAGCACAUUCACUGUGAGUUGGGUUCAACAUGACAAGCAUGAUGGUAUCAGGUUGAAGCAUCUUAAGAGUGUGUCCUCAGUUGAGUGGCAUCGCAAAGGAGACUACUUCACUACAGUUGUGCCGGGUGAUAUCACAAGAGCAAUACUGAUACACCAACUCUCAAAGAAGCUCACACAGAAUCCUUUCAAGAAAUUGCACGGCCUUCCGGUUUCAGCAGUUUUCCAUCCAUCUCGUUCCGUUUUCUUCAUUGCGACGAAGAAAACUGUCCGUGUUUAUGAUCUGUUGAAACAAAAGCUCAUCAAGAAGCUUGAAACGGGAAUGCGCGAGGUUUCUUCCAUUGCAAUUCAUCCUGCAGGUGAUAAUGUAAUAGUAGGGAGCAGAGAAGGGAAACUGUGUUGGUUUGACAUGGAUCUUUCGUCUCAGCCAUAUCGGAUUUUAAAGAGUCACCCCAAGGACAUUACGAAUGUGGCAUUCCAUCGUUCAUACCCCCUCUUCGCCUCAUGCUCUGAGGAUUGCACGGCAUAUGUCUUCCAUGGCAUGGUUUAUUCAGAUCUUAACCAGAAUCCUCUUAUCGUUCCAUUGGAAAUUCUCCGAGGGCACAAUAGCACCAAUGGCCGAGGGGUAAUGGAUUGCAAGUUCCAUCCAAGGCAGCCAUGGUUAUUCACUGCAGGUGCAGAUUCAGUGAUCAAGCUCUUCUGUCAUUAAAAUGUCAUCAUCACCAUCAUCUAAGCCUUCUCCCAACUAUUUGGGGUCGGCUACUUUCACCAGAAUGCACCGAGGGAUGUCUAUUACGAGAUCAUAGGGUUCAGAAGAAUUGGGGGAUGGGAAGAUCUCUCUCUCAACCCAGAAAUUUGUGAACUGGUUAUCGGAGAUCAUCGAAUUAAUGGCGGUUGAUUUUCUUUGAAUGGGUUCGAAAUGGCAGGGGAGUGUUGUAUUGCAAGACGAGCUAUGCGGAGAAGGUGCUGGCCACAGGUUUUAUGGUGUGCUUGAUGCUUGUAGCUUGUAUUGGUCUGCACUAGUAUAUCCAUCUCUUAGCCCUGAUGCGUUUGCAUCGAAUUUUUGGAUUUUGAUCAAAUUUGUGCGGUAAUUGAGAUUUAAAUUGAAUUAAUGAAAAAAAAGAGGUUUUCUUUCAA
This is a messenger RNA of Magnolia sinica, 2852 nucleotides long. RefSeq names its product ribosome biogenesis protein BOP1 homolog. The transcript has 19 exons. Bases 202 to 2424 code for a protein of 740 amino acids. Gene Ontology annotation, cellular component: PeBoW complex; preribosome, large subunit precursor. Lineage: Eukaryota; Viridiplantae; Streptophyta; Magnoliopsida; Magnoliales; Magnoliaceae. Gene Ontology annotation, biological process: ribosome biogenesis; maturation of LSU-rRNA from tricistronic rRNA transcript (SSU-rRNA, 5.8S rRNA, LSU-rRNA). Gene Ontology annotation, molecular function: ribonucleoprotein complex binding; protein binding. The record is from RefSeq and is a predicted model, not a curated record.